Messenger RNA from Condylostylus longicornis, 1520 nucleotides. RefSeq names its product myosin light chain kinase, smooth muscle-like. The record is from RefSeq and is a predicted model, not a curated record. Gene Ontology annotation, cellular component: nucleus. Gene Ontology annotation, biological process: positive regulation of apoptotic process; protein phosphorylation; intracellular signal transduction. Lineage: Eukaryota; Metazoa; Arthropoda; Insecta; Diptera; Dolichopodidae. Gene Ontology annotation, molecular function: ATP binding; protein serine/threonine kinase activity. Bases 397 to 1416 code for a protein of 339 amino acids. The transcript has 6 exons.
AAUUCGCUGUAGUCAAACAUUUUUAUGAUUGGAAUAAAGUUCGGCAUAAUCUCAUUUAUUUUUCUAUUCUAGUAGUAAUUUUAAUUUCAAACGGUUUACUUUACAAGUAAAAGCAUUGAAAUUUCAGAUUUUUUUUUUUGUUCGGCCAAAAGAAAAUAUUUAGCAUUUAAAAAGAAGCAAUAGGAUUUUUAAAUUUUAAUUUAAUUUUGAGGAAAAAACAAAAAAGAAAAUUAAAAAAAUAUACUUGUGUGUAAAUAAAUAAAAUAUAAUCAUUGAUAAUUAAAAAAAUCAUUAUGAUUUUUAAUUAAUUUUAUUUUUAAAAAACUAAGUAGCUAGUCAAAUUUAAAAUCGCUUCAAUUUGCUAUAAUUUUAUAUUAGUAAAUAUCAAAAUUAAUAAUGAUAUAUGUUGACGAAGACGAUCCAAUAGAGGAUGAUGAUAUUUUAAUUCCAUAUAGAGAUGUUAAGGUGAAACAUAAUGUUGACCCAAAAACUGACUAUGAUAUAAUAAAAGACGAAGAGCUGGGAAGAGGAUCAUAUGGUACAGUAUAUUUAUGUCGUGAAAAAUCAUCAGGUCAUGAAUUCGCAGCCAAAUAUGUUCAUGUUAAAAAUAAAGAGGAAAGGCGCAAUAUGGAAAAUGAAAUUGAUAUUAUGUCCUGUUUGCAUCAUCCCAGAAUAAUUCAAUUAUAUGAUGCGUUUGAUAAUGGCAAAACAAUUUGUGUGAUGUUAGAAUUAAUUUCAGGUGGAGAAUUAUUCGAACGUGUUAUUGAUGAAGAUUUUGUUUUAACAGAGAAAGCAUGUGUUGCUUUUAUGCGACAAAUAUGCGAUGGUGUUGGUUAUAUUCAUAGUCAGAGUAUAAUACAUUUGGAUUUAAAACCAGAAAAUAUUCUUUGUUUAACAAAAACUGGUAAUAGAAUUAAAUUAAUUGAUUUUGGUAUGGCAAGACGUUUUGACCCAGCGAAAAAAUUAAAAGUUUUAUUUGGUACACCUGAAUUUACAGCACCGGAAGUAGUUAAUUUUGAUGAAAUUUCCUUUUAUACUGAUAUGUGGAGUUUAGGAUCAAUAUGUUAUUUAUUAUUAUCUGGAAUUUCUCCAUUUUAUGGUGAUACAGAUUUAGAAUCAAUGACAAAAGUUACUGUAGGAAAAUAUGAUUUUGAUGAUGAAGCCUUUAAUAAUAUAUCACAAGAUGCAAAAGAUUUUAUAAAAUCUUUAUUAGUAAUGGAUGGAAAAAAACGUCUUACAGCAGCACAAUGUCUAGAGCAUACAUGGUUAAAGAAAUCACCAAAACAGACAACAGCUCUAUCAACAACAAAAGCAAAAUUAAAGAAAUUCGUUAUUAGAAAACGGUGGAUAAAAGCAGUUAAUACAAUUAUAGCAUUACAAAAGAUGGGAGCAAAAAUUGAUUUUGAUUUGGUUUAAAAAUUAAAAUAAAAUUUGAUGACAAACAAUAAAUAAAAAAUUAAAUUUUAAAAUAAUAAUUAUAAUAAUUAUUAAAUUUGAAUAAAUUAAAUUGUUUACAAAUG